AUGACUGUCUACGCAUUUUACAUUUUUGACCGCCAUGCUGAAUGCAUCUACAAACGUCGCUGGGAAGGUCGACCGACAUCAAUCAGCGGCAAAUCCUCUCUUUCCACUUUGCAACUACAGCAGGGGAGCAAUGCAGGUCCCGGAGGAACAUCACGAAGUGCCGACGAUGACGCCAAGCUGAUUUUCGGAACGGUCUUUUCGUUACGGAAUAUGGUACGCAAAUUGGGCGGAGAAGAUGAUAGUUUUAUUUCCUACCGUACCUCGCAAUAUCAGUUACACUUUUACGAAACGCCCACCAACAUCAAGUUUGUCAUGCUCACCGAUCUAAAGUCCCCCAGUAUGCGCAUUGCGUUGCAACAGAUAUAUGUGAAUCUUUAUGUGGAAUACGUGGUCAAAAACCCGCUCUCUCCUGUUGAACAUCCCGGCGGACUUGGGGUUAAUAACGAGCUAUUCGAAGAGUCUCUGGAACAGUUUGUUACUCGGGUUCUUUCUUGA
This is a messenger RNA of Talaromyces marneffei, 495 nucleotides long. RefSeq lists its product as uncharacterized. Bases 1 to 495 code for a protein of 164 amino acids. The transcript has 5 exons. Gene Ontology annotation, biological process: endoplasmic reticulum to Golgi vesicle-mediated transport. NCBI's taxonomy places the organism in Eukaryota, Fungi, Ascomycota, Eurotiomycetes, Eurotiales, Trichocomaceae. Gene Ontology annotation, cellular component: TRAPP complex. The record is from RefSeq and is a predicted model, not a curated record.